Messenger RNA from Phasianus colchicus (ring-necked pheasant), 2010 nucleotides. The record is from RefSeq and is a predicted model, not a curated record. Lineage: Eukaryota; Metazoa; Chordata; Aves; Galliformes; Phasianidae.
GGGACGGGGACGGGCGGCGGCGGCUGCGGGAGCGGCGCUGUGACCGCGGGGGGCACCGGCCCCCCCUCGCCCCCCGCCAUGGCUCAGACGUUGCAGAUGGAGAUCCCCAACUUCGGCAACAGCAUCCUGGAGUGCCUCAACGAGCAGCGGCUGCAGGGCUUGUACUGCGACGUCUCAGUGGUGGUGAAGGGUCACGCCUUCAAAGCCCACCGUGCCGUUUUGGCUGCCAGCAGCUCCUAUUUCCGGGACCUUUUCAACAGCAGCAAAAGCUCGGUGGUGGAACUGCCUGCCGCCGUUCAGCCCCAAUCCUUCCAGCAGAUCCUCAGCUUCUGUUACACCGGGAGGCUCAGCAUGAACGUGGGCGAUCAGUUCCUGCUGAUGUACACCGCGGGCUUCCUGCAGAUCCAGGAGAUCAUGGAGAAGGGGACCGAGUUCUUCCUGAAGGUCAGCUCACCCAGCUGCGACUCGCAGGGGUUGCACGGGGAGGAAGCACCGUCCUCAGAGCCACAGAGCCCCGUAGCUCAGACCUCCUCGUGGUCCUCCGGCGGGGCGGCCGCCGCUCUGCCGUUGGUAUCGAGGGUGAAAACGGAGCAGGGAGAACCCGACGGGGUGCAAUGCACCAUUGUGGUCAAACGGCUGUGGGACGGCGGCUCCAAGGACGGGGGGAACGGCAGCAGGAAGAUGGCCAAGUUCUCCACCCCGAAAAGCGGGAGGCAGCAGCAGCAGCAGCAGCAGCAGGGAGCGGGGAUGGCAGCCAGCACUGCAGACCAAACCAGCCCUGGUGGAACCUCCAGCGCCUACACCAGCGACAGCCCCGGAUCCUUCCACAACGAGGAGGAUGAGGAGGAGGACGGAGGGGAGGAAGGCUCGGAUGAGCAGUACCGCCAGAUCUGCAAUAUGUACGCCAUGUACAGCAUGAUGAACGUGGGGCAGGCAGGUGAGGCCCCGCCCACCUGGGGGCGUGGUUACGGGAGGCCACGCCCUUUGGGUGGGGUCAAGAUAAAGCACCGCCCACUGUGUGUCUGGGACGGUCCGUUGGCUGUGUGACCGCGCCCAUUGGGAGGGGCCAAACCAAAGCCCCACCCACUGAGAGUCAUCAGAGAGAUCCCAUUGGCUGUAGGUGGCCACGCCCACUGGGUGUUGUCACUGAGGCCAUUGGCUGGGUGGAGCCAACCCAGAAGCUCCGCCCAUUGGGUGGGGACUAUCUAAAGCUCCGCCCACUUGGUGGUGUUGGAGCUGGGGUCUGCUGGCUGCGUGGCCACGCCCAUUGGGAGGGGCCAACCCGAAGCUCCACCCACUGGAUGUCCUCAGGGGGGCCCUAUUGGCUGUGGGUGGCCACGCCCACUGGGUGGGGCUAAAAGCAGGAAGCUCCACCCACUGAAUGUUGUCAAUGGAGCCCAUCGGCUGGGGUGGGGCCAACCCGGAAGCCCCGCCCACUGUGUGUGGAGCACCCAAUGGAUGUGUGCGGCCACGCCCACUGGGUGGAGCUGAAUUUCCAAAGCUCCGCCCACUGGGUGGGGCUAACCCCCAAGCUCCGCCCGCUAAGUGUCAUCUAGGGUUGUUCCAAUUGGCUGUAAUUAGCCACGCCCAUGGGGUGGGACCUGGGUAAAGCUCCGCCCUCUGCGUGUCAGCCACGGGGCUGUUGGCAGUUGGGGGCGUGGUCAAGUGAAGGCCACGCCCACCGCGUGUGAUUGGUGGGAUGUGUCCACUGGGCGUGGUCACUGUGAGGCUCCGCCCAGUGGGCGUGGUCAAUGGGGGGGCAGCGGGGUCAUAGUGGGGCUGUGGGCAAUUGGGGUCUUUGGGGGGGGGCAGUGGGGUUUCACCUGGGUGUGGCUUUGUGGGCGGAGCCUGAUGAAGCCCCUCCUCCACGUGGGCGUGGCCUGGCGAAGCCCCUCCCCCAUGGUGUGAAUAUGGGGCUGUGACCAUUGCUGUCUGUCCUUCACGUUCCCCAUUCUAACACAUCUUCUGCCCCCCCCUCUUCUGUUCCAUGCCCCCAUCACGGGACCCCCA